ACUUCCUGGUUACCUGCCUGCAACAUGAGAUGCUUCAUAUCAGCCACCAUUAUGACUGGCUACAUCUGCCGCCUGAAUAUUUAAAGCCAUCUGGGUAUCAGGUUGCAGAUGACUGGUAAAUUAUUAAUUCCUGGAGAUUGGCUAAAUUAGUCUGGAGCAUUUCGAUGUGAGGUAGCGGCAAACACUUUCAAAGAAGCAGGUAUGUUUGGUUCUUGACUUUUUGAUCUGAGCCUUUUAUUUAUCUUGAAUCAUCAAUAAUCAAUGAUUAAUGAAAACACCUAUGAAGGGAACUUAUUAUAGAUGGUAUCUGUGCGAUUGCUGCAGUGGAUUGUUACUAAGUAAUUUAUUUGCAGCCAGAUUAGCAGAGCUUCUCUGUUUUGUGCCAAAACUAAAAUAGAGUUUAGUUAAACUUUCUUACAGAGUAAGGUACUGUAUAAUUACAACAACACAUAAUAAUUUUCUAGUAAAAAUGUAAACAAACAAGUUAGCAUUAAUAAUGAUCAGCCAUGGGAUAAUAGUCACCCUUAUGUUCUGCAUUAUAUUGGAGUAUUAGACAUGGUUAUAUAAAGUUUAUAUAUGUGAAUCUACUGUAUUCUGCUGUAGAUUGUUGGAGACUAAUAGCUGUGAUAAAGAUAGAGGUUUAAGAACAGGUGACUGGUUUUGUGUCCUAUGUGGGGUUUAGGUUACAAAACAGAAGAGCAGUGAUAAAUGUUUGAUCCUGUUGUGUGUUAUGCUUUGCUCUGAAACCAGCUAACGCUGUCUGACUCUCUUCAGGACCUGAAACGUGUUGAAACAGCUUGCGUAUGUGCCUUUUUAAAGUUCUUGUUAAAUUAGAACAAUGUUCCGGUGUUCUCGCGUAACUUCAUGUGACAUACUUGCUGAGAAGUUGCUAGUUUUUGUAAUUAAACUUACUGGUUAUUCGGUACUUUUCUUUAAUGAAAUUUGAUGUAAAACAUGUGGUAUCUGAACAUGUAAACUUCCCUCACACAUCUUUUCCACAAAGGACACACUGAAGGGCAUCGGAUGUGCUGCAUAUUUGACAGUGUCUGCUCAACACCCGUCUGAAAUUCAUUGUGUUCUGAUUUAUAAACCUGUCCCCGUGUGACAGGGUUAAGCAUAAUUUUUCACAUCAAUUUUCCAGAUCGCCUAAAAUAAAAGACUUCCCCUUCAGUCCCUCAGGGACACACAACCUCUGUGAUGCAUUAACAUGUUUAUGAUGAGAAGAGCAGACACUGGAUUGAAAAUAAACAUCCCUCUCCAUCAUGUUUAUCUGGGAAAAGUGUCAUUUUAUUAAAAAGUGGGUGCAUGCUUCCCAGCAUGGAAGAAAUGGGGUCGUUAUCUUUUGUGUUAUUUUAUUUUCCAUGCUUUCAUGUCACUUACUGUUCUUGCAUGGUGUUUUUAGUCACAAGAAAAUCAUAUUUUAAAUAUAAAAAGCCUCUAAAGCACCUUGAUCAUUCCAUGAAGCUGCUUGUUCAAAGGUGGGGCGAAAGUUUGCCACUUCAGGUCCGGUAAUCUCUGACCAAUCCAAUUGAUCUCCAGCAGAUUGCACUUCUUAGUGUGCACAGCAAGGUCUCAGUGGAGACGGCUAAUUCAGUGACUGUGGGAAACGCCACUUGUUGCCCAAGGAAGCAUUAGCUGUUGCUAUCGGUGUUGCUGUAUUAUGAUCACUAGAGACUCUUCACUUGUAACUUUUCUCAGUGCCGAUGAGUCAGAAGAACAUAACACUUGCCAUGUAAGUAUAGACUGUGUUCUUACAUUUAAAUGUUUUUGUUUUAAGAUUAUAAUGUGGCACCUUUGUGGUUAUUUAUCUCUCAGGAAACGGCUGGGAUGAUGGUGUCUGUGCUUUGUUGUUUAUAGAUUUUGUCUGCUUUUCUUUGUAGCUGAUGUGUUUUGUUCUCAUGCUGCAGCAGUGUGACCUCUGUCAAUCACAACCAGCUUUCUGUUCCCUGUGCAAAGCAUUAAGCAUUAGAGAUGGGAUUAACAUUUUCCUUGGUUUAUUUGAACCGUACAAUCACAACAUUUUGACAGGAUUUAUGAAAACACUGUUGAUCCUGGCUCUGGUUUGAUCCACAGGAGAUCUCUUUAUGGACUGUACCCCUACAAGUCCAGCAUGAUUGGGCUGGAGAACCUGGGCGAUCCCUCGGCCGACUGGGACAUAGUGGAAACCAUUGGGAAAGGGACGUACGGCAAAGUCUACAAAGUGACCAACAAAAAGGACGGGAGCCAGGCGGCAGUGAAAGUGCUGGACCCGAUCAACGAUGUAGAUGAGGAGAUUGAAGCAGAAUACAACAUCUUGAGGUCUUUGUCGAACCAUCCUAAUGUGGUGAAGUUUUACGGCAUGUUUUACAAGUCAGACAACUUAUCUGGGGGACAACUCUGGCUGGUACUGGAGCUGUGCAACGGCGGCUCCGUCACAGAACUCAUCAAAAGCCUGAUCAUGCGCGCCCAGCGUCUGCAGGAGCCCGUCAUCUCAUACAUCUUGUACAGUGCCCUCUUGGGGCUGCAGCAUUUGCACAACAACCGGAUAAUCCAUCGUGACGUCAAAGGAAACAACAUUCUCCUCACAACUGAAGGGGGAGUCAAACUGGUCGACUUUGGUGUUUCCGCUCAACUGACCAGUGCACGGCUGCGGAGGAACACAUCGGUCGGGACACCAUUUUGGAUGGCUCCUGAGGUCAUAGCCUGUGAGCAGCAGUACGACUCCUCGUACGACGCCCGCUGUGAUGUGUGGUCUCUUGGCAUCACAGCCAUCGAGCUGGCAGACGGAGACCCCCCGCUGGCUGAGAUGCAUCCAGUGAAAGCGCUCUUCAAAAUCCCGCGAAAUCCCUCGCCCACACUUCGAAAUCCUGACCAGUGGUGCAGAAGUUUCAGCCAUUUCAUCAGCCAGUGUUUGAUAAAGGACUUUGAGGCCCGUCCAUCUGUGACCCACCUGCUGGAGCAUCCCUUCAUCAAGCAGGUCCAUGGCAAGGAUGUGGCUCUCAGCCAGCAGUUAGCAGAUCUUAUCAGAGAGCAGCAAGAAGCUGGGUGUAAAACCAGAAGCAGGCACAAGCGGAUUAAUACUCGUAAAACCCUGACAAUUGAAAGCUGCCCUGAUGACGAUCUGGUAAACCUGGAAUUUCUAGAUGAGGAGAUAAUCAUCAGUCAUCUCCAGAAGCGCUACGAUGAGCUUCAGGUCUACACUUAUGUUGGCGACAUCCUCAUCGCUCUCAAUCCUUUUCAGAAUCUCAGCAUCUAUUCUCCUCAGUUUUCUAAGCUGUAUCAUGGCGUAAAGAGAGGUAGCAACCCUCCACACAUCUUUGCCACAGCAGAUGCAGCGUACCAAGGAAUGGUGACUUUCUGCAAAGACCAGUGCAUCAUCAUUAGUGGUGAAAGUGGAGCAGGGAAGACAGAAAGUGCUCAUUUGAUUGUUCAACAUCUUACCUUCUUAGGAAAGGCAAACAACAGGACUCUUCGGGAGAAGAUCCUGCAGGUCAACCCUCUGGUCGAAGCCUUCGGAAACGCCUGCACAGCUAUCAAUGAUAACUCCAGCAGAUUUGGUAAAUACCUGGAGAUGAAGUUCACACCAACCGGAGCCGUCAUCGGGGCAAAGAUCUCUGAAUAUCUGCUGGAGAAAUCGCGGGUUAUCAAGCAAGCAGCUGGCGAGAAGAACUUUCAUAUAUUUUACUACAUGUACGCCGGGCUUUACCACCAGUCCAAGCUGAAGACUUACAGGCUGCCAGACAGGACACCUCCCCGGUACAUUGACAGUCAGCAGAGCAAAGUGAUGCAGGACAUUGUCUCGAGGAAACAGUACAAGGAGCAGUUUGACGCAAUUCAGGAGUGUUUCAGAAAUAUCGGCUUCACGGAAGAAGAGGUGAACUCUGUCUACAGGAUUCUGUCAGGCAUUCUGAACACGGGCAACAUUGAGUUUACUGCCAUCACGUCUCAUCACCACACAGAUAAGAGUGACGUGCCUAACUCAGAGGCCUUAGAGAACGCUGCGUCUCUGCUCAGCAUCGGCUCCGAGGAGCUCCAGGAAGCGCUGACCUCUCAGUGCGUGGUCACGAGAGGCGAGACCAUCAUCCGCACAAACACCGUGGACAAAGCCGCCGACGUCCGAGACGCCAUGUCCAAGGCCUUGUACGGACGCCUCUUCAGCUGGAUCGUCAACCGCAUCAACUCGUUGCUGCAGCCUGACAUGAAGAUCUGUGCCGCAGAGAGCUGCAUGAAUGUGGGAAUCCUGGACAUCUUUGGAUUUGAAAACUUCAAGAAGAACUCGUUUGAACAAUUGUGCAUCAACAUUGCAAAUGAGCAGAUCCAGUUUUAUUUCAACCAGCACAUAUUCGCCCUUGAACAGAUGGAAUACCAGAGCGAGGGAGUGGAUGCCAGCCUGGUGGAGUAUGAGGACAACAGGCCCAUUCUGGACAUGUUCCUGCAGAAGCCAAUGGGGCUUUUAUCCUUACUGGAUGAGGAGAGUCGCUUCCCCCAGGCCACCGAUCAGACCCUUGUGGAUAAAUUUGAAGACAAUCUGCGUUGCAAAUAUUUUUGGAUUCCUAAAUGCAUGGACCUUUGCUUCGGAAUACAACAUUAUGCUGGAAAGGUGAUGUACAACGUAAAUGGAUUUCUGGAAAAGAACCGGGACACUCUUCCUGCAGAUAUUGUUUUGGUGUUGAGAACAUCGGAGAGCAAACUCCUUCAGCAGCUGUUUUCCAGCCCUCUGACUAAAACAGGAAAUCUGGCGACGUCCAGGGCUCGGGUCACCGCUGCCUCCAGAUCUCUCCCCCCUCAGCUCACCUCGGGACGCAGGAAGUCUCCAAAAUACCUAAUGAAGGUGGACACUCUGGAGAUGAUGCGUCACCCAGAAGAAACCACCAACAUGAGGAGGCAGACUGUGGCAUCUUACUUUCGUUACUCCCUGAUGGACUUGCUCUCUAAGAUGGUGAUGGGUCAGCCGCACUUUGUGCGCUGCAUCAAACCCAACGAUGACAGGCAGGCACUGCGCUUUUGCAAGGAGAGGGUGAUGGUGCAACUGCGCUACACCGGGAUCCUGGAGACAGUCAACAUCCGCCGACAAGGCUUCUCCCACCGCAUCCAGUUCGAGGAGUUUGUCAACAGAUAUUACUACCUUGCAUUUCGCGCCCACCUGAUGCCUGAAACAAGCAGAGAAAACGCAGUCGCUAUACUGGAACGGGCCAAACUCCAAGGCACGGUGUUGGGGAAAACAAAGGUGUUUCUGAAGUACUACCAUGUGGAGCAGCUGAACCUGCUGCUGCGGGAGGUGAUUGCCCGGGUGGUGGUGAUGCAAGCUUAUGCUAAAGGCUGGCUGGGAGCCCGCCGAUACCGGAAAGUAAAGGAGAAAAGAAACCGCGGCGCCAUCAUCAUCCAGUCAGCCUGGAGGGGCUACGUUGCGCGGCAGAAUCUGAAGCAAAUAAAAAAGGAGCGGGAACAAGCUGCAGUCCGCAUACAGUCAGUUUACAGGGGCCAUCGAGUCCGUCAUGUCCACGGAUCCCAAGAGCAACAAUGUGAAAAUGAGGCCGGAGGAAAGACCACCAAAGAAGAGCACUCAAGGUGCAGCCCAAAGAACGAAGAGGCUCAUCCAGAUGACUUACAUGAAGGAAAUGUUGGCCCUGACAGCCAAGACAGACAAGUGAAAGACAUCAAGAGAGACAAAAGCAGAGGAGAAGACGGUGUAACGAAACCUUGCAGGGAGACAGCCAGGCUGCAAGACGUGCAGUGUAAACAAGGUUCAGUGACGAAGCCGCAGCAGAGGACUUCUCGUCGUCGUGGCCAGGAGCCCAAGCUGCUCAACAGCCCUGAAGACAGCCUGUACUACAACCAGCUAAAUAGAACUCUGGAUCACCAGGGGAGCAAGAGGAAGCCGAGAAAACUUGGUCAAAUCAAAGUGCUGGACGGAGAGGACGAGUACUACAAAUUACUGUCAACCGUGGAGUCGAUCCCCGAGGAAGAGCACGCGACUGAACCCCCUCCCACCCUUUCCUACGGGCCCCUCGUCAGUCAGCGCUGAAGCUCUGCAUCAGUGUCAGCCGGUUGCCUUGUUCUGGAGCAGAACCAGACCCAACACAUCUGAAGAAUACACGACUUUUACUGUAAAUGUUUAUUUAUUUCUAGAUGUACUGCUGUUUUUUAUGAGCCCAAUAAAUGUUUUAAAAAUCUUGUU
Molecule: messenger RNA, 6157 nt
Organism: Xiphophorus hellerii (green swordtail)
Lineage: Eukaryota; Metazoa; Chordata; Actinopteri; Cyprinodontiformes; Poeciliidae
Gene: myo3b
Product: myosin IIIB
Exons: 35
Coding region: 2111-6004 (1297 amino acids)
Biological process (GO): positive regulation of filopodium assembly; sensory perception of sound; peptidyl-serine phosphorylation
Cellular component (GO): myosin complex; photoreceptor inner segment; stereocilium tip
Molecular function (GO): protein binding; protein serine/threonine kinase activity; ATP binding
Source: RefSeq, a predicted model, not a curated record